This is a messenger RNA of Anguilla rostrata (American eel), 1695 nucleotides long. RefSeq names its product small integral membrane protein 18-like. The coding region runs from base 691 to 996 and encodes 101 amino acids. NCBI's taxonomy places the organism in Eukaryota, Metazoa, Chordata, Actinopteri, Anguilliformes, Anguillidae. The transcript has 2 exons. The record is from RefSeq and is a predicted model, not a curated record.
UCGCAGUCAAUGACGGUCUGCAGUGUUGCCCAAACUGGCAGUGUCUGGCGUCCUGUCUGUCUGCAGGAUGUCGCACAGCACUGCUCACCUCAUUAUUCAGUAUUAGGAUCCCCUGGGUUGUGCUCUACCUUCUGUUAGCCCAUUACUGCAGAACAUAUAGCAGCUUCGAAGACUAAUUGCGACAUGCCUUUUUGCCAUAUUUAACUCGGGAGGUAAAGGAUGUGUGGUAAAGUGCUUUUCAUUGCUCUGGUAAAAACCCACUCCAGUCCCACGUACACGGUAUUCUCCGUGAUGCUCAACGUCAGGUCUGCAGGAUGAUGCUUCCUUUUUUUGCGGCAGGACCCCACCCAGGAACAGACGAGCUAGCAGAAUCUCCACGGAAACCGAGCAGCUGCGACCCUCCCCCAGGAGCGGGACGAGCCAGUUAGUCGCGGUCCGGAAUGAAUCCGUCCCGGAGAGCGCGCGCCUGAGCGAAUGCACCGGGGACGACGGCUGCUCCCCUUGUGCGCGCGGCCCCUGGCCAAUAGUGGCGCUGUACUAUUUCGGAACUGCGUGGGCUUCCAGCGCCGCCCGGGCCACAUGCGACGGGAGGGAGGGGGGUUAGAGGAGGAUCUCGCUUUCUCUCCAGCAUCCCAGCCAACAGGCGCACAGUGACGUACCCGGAAGAGCCUCAGAAGUGUCCAAAAGACAAUGGCCGGGCGGAACAGCAGCCAGCCGUGGAGCCAUCGAGCAGCGCCCCUGUCAGGAGUGAUCCUGCAGGCGCAGGAGGCGUUCCCCUUCCACGACGGGUGGAACAUCGCCUGCUUCGUCAUCCUCCUGCUCUUCGGCCUGGCGGUGCUGUCGCUGGUGGCCCUGGCCUUCCUGUACGAGCUGCUGGACUGCGGCUGCUGCGCCAAGGACACGUCGGUCCGGCAACGGCGGGAGGAGGAGGAGGAGCCGGGGCUGCUCCAGGCCGCCGCGGAGAGCGUGAGCAAGCAGCCCGCGGAGGUGGUGUAGCUCCGCCCUCUUUCCCCCCAGAGCAGGGAGCUCAUUGGCUGGUGAGGGAACUGAGGGGGAGGCGCUGACCUGCUCUUGGGGAUGUUUAUAUUUGCUGGACGCUUUAUUGAUGGUCGGGGCUUCAGAGUACCUGCCGUCCACACGCCCCUACAUUGACCUCCAUCUUCAACCAAAUCUACAGUUUUGUCCCUUUCAGAUUCCUUGUGAUCACACUGUCCCCAAAUAAUUCCUUACGCCCAGCAUAGUCGCUGCAUCUCAUUCCAGGUCACUGCUACUGCAAAACAGUUCUCACACAUCUGAUUUAAUCAAGGUGGGUGUCAAAAUGACACGUGUCCAAAUCAUUUCAACUGACACGUCCAGUGACAGUUAUAUUUAAAUAGAUGGCUCAGAAGAUUAGCGCCUCGGCAGCCGAUAAGUCGGAAAAAAUGCAUAUCGAAAAUCUUUUCUAUGAAAUCUUUUGUUAUUAUCAACAUGCUCGCUAGACUGCAAUGCUUACAGUGGCACCCUUAUAGCUGUGUACACAUGUCUGUACCUUUUCGCUUGGUGAACAACAGCUGUACCCUGAUGAUCUCCUUAAAGAAGAAAAAAAUGUGAUCAACCCAAACUCUUUAUUAAUUGUAUUCACAAUUACUGCACACUGUUCUCUUCAACUUGCCUUAAAACUAUGUAGAUCUGAUUAAAACUGGAUGUGUAAAUAUU